AUGGAAACUCCACUCGAUCUGUGUGUGUGUGUUCCAACAUUCAAGAGGAAGCAUAAUGAGCUGUGCUCGCCAGAUAAGGAUGACCAACUUUCUAAGCUCAUCGACUCGGACAAGAAUCUGCCGGAUUAUGUCAAAAUCAUUUUGUCAGUGCUAAAGGAUACGAGGGAUCAAUUGUUGGCAAUCAAGCAAUGGUGUAUCAAGUUAUCGGAUGAAAAUGACCAACUGAGCUCAUCUGACUUGGUCUGUGCUAAACGUGAAUUGGAAAAAAUUCGUUCAGUCGUAAUUUCUGGGGUUCCUGAGUUUUCCUCAUUCUCUUCCGUAAGAAGAGCGCAUCAUGACUGUCACGCUGUGAAUACCAUUCUUAACUGUCUUGAUGUUGAAUUGACCACCAAUAAUCACCAAUGGAAACUCCACUCGAUCUGUGUCUGUGUGUGUGUUCCAACAUUCAAGAGGAAGCAUAAAGAGCUGUGCUCGCCAGAUAAGGAUGACCAACUUUCUAAGCUCAUCGACUCGGACAAGAAUCUGCCGGAUUAUGUCAAAAUCAUUUUGUCAGUGCUAAAGGAUACGAGGGAUCAAUUGUUGGCAAUCAAGCAAUGGUGUAUCAAGUUAUCGGAUGAAAAUGACCAACUGAGCUCAUCUGACUUGGUCUGUGCUAAACGUGAAUUGGAAAAAAUUCGUUCAGUCGUAAUUUCUGGGGUUCCUGAGUUUUCCUCAUUCUCUUCCGUAAGAAGAGCGCAUCAUGACUGUCACGCUGUGAAUACCAUUCUUAACUGUCUUGAUGUUGAGUGCAUUCCCAUAAAUCUGAAUCUGUCAAAAAUUCUUAUGAAAUUUUGGCUUGUUUCGUUUCGUUUUACCGUGAUGAAAAAAGGGUUGUAUAUCGAGCACCUUGCUGCUCUUUAUGCACUCAUCGAAUGUGAUCUAAGCUCUCUCCGAAACACUAGAGUUUUUGCUGGUGAUUUCAAUUUGCCUAAAUAUGUGUGUGGUCUCCUGAACAGAGAGCAAUGA
Ostertagia ostertagi is the source of this 1005-nucleotide messenger RNA. The record is from the annotation of a GenBank genome assembly. NCBI's taxonomy places the organism in Eukaryota, Metazoa, Nematoda, Chromadorea, Rhabditida, Trichostrongylidae.